AUCACACACAGACAUUCAACUCCUCAGUGUUAAGUGGCUUUAUCUACAGCGUAGUAAACCCAGCCAACAUGACUCCUCUCAGUGAUCUCCAAAAACUGCUUCCAGCUGUGCUGUUAUGGUUUAUCAAUAUUGAGUUUUGCUUGUCUGAGAAUGAUGAGAAUUCAACGACGUACUACUUUUAUAGCUUGAACACCAGUCUGGAUUAUGAUGACUUUCCUCAGCUCUGCGUCAAAGAAUCCAAUCGCAAAUUUCGCCUCUGGUUCAUGCCAACUUUCUACUCCAUCAUCUGCUUCCUGGGCCUGGUUGGAAACCUACUCGUCAUCUUCACCUUCCUCUACUUCAAACGUCUCAAGACUAUGACAGAUGUGUACCUGCUCAAUCUGUCAUUCGCAGACCUUCUCUUUGCUCUGUCGCUCCCCUUCUGGGCGGCCAACUCCAUGGCAAAAUGGGUGCUGGGCCUCUUAGUUUGCAAAGCCAUGCACACAACUUACAAGGUCAGCUUCUACAGCAGCAUGUUCCUUCUGUCUCUCAUCAGUGUGGACCGUUACUUUGCCAUUGCCAAGGCAGUCUCAGCUCAUCGCCACCGUUCCCAGGCAGUGUUUCUCAGCAAGGUGUCGUCAGCUGUCAUCUGGGCAUUGGCACUGAUCUUCUCCAUACCAGAAAUGACAUACACAACCAUCAACAAUAACACCUGCACACCUUACUCUAGCAAUUCUGACCCGCUCCGUGUGAGCCUUCAGGCAAGUCAGAUUGUUUUGGCUUUUGCCCUGCCGCUCCUGGUCAUGAGCUUCUGUUACAGCAGUAUUGUUCAGACCCUUUGCCAGGCUCGUAACUUUGAACGGAAUAAGGCAAUCAAAGUGAUUCUCACUGUGGUUGCUGUCUUUGUGGUCUGCCAACUGCCGUACAACAUAGUCCUAUUUUGGAUCACCGUUUUAACAGCACAAGGAGGAGCGAAAGACUGUGGCUAUGAGAACCGUCUCCUCUAUGCCAUCGAUGUCACCCAGUGCAUUGCCUUCCUCAGGUGCUGCCUGAACCCUUUCGUCUAUGCCUUUAUCGGUGUGAAGUUUCGUCAUGACCUGCUAAAGCUGCUGAAGGACUUUGGCUGCAUGAGCCAAGAGAGGUUCUUCAGGUACACCUGUGGCAGGAGGAGAAGCUCAGGAGGAGCCACAGAGACCGAGACCACCACCACAUUUUCACCUUAAAGCUGUUUUUUAUGGACAACAGCUUAAACACAUCCACACAACACACAACUGACUAUGGAUAUAAAAAUGGCCAUAUAAAAAUACUUUUAUGUAUAUAGCAAAGUUAUAUGAAAGCAGGUUAUGGGGGGGGGGGCUGUUUUUUUCCCUUUGUA
Molecule: messenger RNA, 1354 nt
Organism: Cheilinus undulatus (humphead wrasse)
Lineage: Eukaryota; Metazoa; Chordata; Actinopteri; Labriformes; Labridae
Gene: ccr7
Product: chemokine (C-C motif) receptor 7
Exons: 3
Coding region: 69-1202 (377 amino acids)
Biological process (GO): immune response; inflammatory response; chemotaxis
Cellular component (GO): membrane
Molecular function (GO): chemokine (C-C motif) ligand 19 binding; C-C motif chemokine 19 receptor activity; chemokine (C-C motif) ligand 21 binding
Source: RefSeq, a predicted model, not a curated record